UUGUGGAAACGGCGUUAAGUAAUAAUAUAAACAACCAGCUCCACAGCCUGCAACCGGCAUCCGGGGUGUAAUUUUGUACUUUCUGUUUAUUGACCGCUUCAGAACUCUCCAAGAAGAUUGCCCACCCAGAUGGACAAAAUCAGCCCACUGCUGAUAAGAUAAGCGAAUACGGUCAGACAAAACGGGUUUGCUGAGGUGCCUAUCAAUCAUCGAUCUGUUGAGGAGGAGUAAAGAACCGUUGCCAUGUUCCAAGCGCUACAUCGGCGAUCAACAAAACUCGGCCUGCUGCGUCGAAUAACGAACCACCCCACGAGGUGUUUCGCCUCAUCCACAGACGAUCGCGGCGAAGAUAAACGACGAUCACCACCGGGAAGCUCCAAAGAUCUCUCGCAAAGUGUGGAAGCCAACAGCGAGAAUCCUAUUUCGCGAACGCUCAAGCUACUGGGCAAUGAUGCGAGGCGUGUAAAAAAGUUCAUCCUUCCCAACAGUGCCGCCGUUGGCAAAGGCAGUGGCGACGAGUCGAUCGACAACUAUCUGGAACGAUACCGGCGGGAUGAUUUCCAGUCACACUGUGAUAUCCUCGUUAUCGGUGGCGGUGGAGUCGGAUCGUCGAUCGCGUACUGGCUAAAGAAACGUGCACGGGACGGGCUGAAUGUGGUGGUGGUAGAGAAGGAUGCGACCUACGCGCAAGCAUCCACCUGCCUGUCGGUGGGAGGGCUGCGGCAACAGUUCUCGAUCGUAGAGAACAUUCAAAUGAGUCUGUACGGGGCAGAUUUUAUGCGCAACAGCAAGGACUAUCUUGGCGAGGAUAUCGACCUGAACUUCACUCCCUUCGGAUACCUUCUGCUGGCGACUGAGGCCGGUGCGGAACAGCUGCAGGAGAAUUCGAAGCUUCAGAACGCGCUCGGAGCGAAGAACGAGCUGCUAACUGCUAGCCGGCUGAAGCAACGCUUUCCCUGGAUGAACACCGAUGGAAUAGCACUCGGUUGCCAUGGGCUAGAGAAGGAAGGAUGGUUCGAUCCUUGGGCUCUGCUUAGUGGCUUCAAAAAGCGAGCCAUCGAAUACGGCGCACACUACGUCGAGGCCGAAAUGGUUGGUUUCGGUUUCCGGCAACAACCGGAUAUUCUGGCCGAAGGAAUAGAAGAAGGUUCAUAUGAGGGCCUCGACCGAGCGUUCCUCAAGAUGAAGGAUGGCGAAAUUCGUGAGGUAAAGUUUGCCAUUGCGAUCAUCGCUGCUGGUGCUCAGUCGGGGUCUGUGGCGCGGAUGGCACGAAUAGGAAGCGGUAGCGGUAUGCUUUCGGUCCCUCUACCGGUUGAGCCACGGAAGCGCUACGUGUAUGUGUUUCAGUGUGAACAUGAUAAGGGACCAGGUAUUAACACACCACUUACGAUCGACCCGAUUGGAACGUAUUUCCGGCGGGACGGACUUGGCGGGAACUAUCUGGCUGGCAAGAGUCCGUUACCGGAAGAUGAGCCUCCCGUCGACACGCUGGAGGUGGAUCAUGGAUACUUUGACAAAGCCGUGUGGCCUAAUCUGGCCAAGCUGGUGCCGAGUUUUGAAGCCAUAAAAGUGAAAAACUCCUGGGCAGGGUACUACGAGUUUAAUACCUUCGACGAGAACGGCAUUGUGGGACCGCACCCGUACUACAACAACCUCUACAUUGCUACUGGAUUCAGUGGACACGGUAUCCAACAAACGCCAGCUGUUGGGAGAGCCGUGUCAGAGAUGAUCAUCGAUGGAGGCUUCCGGACGGUUGAUCUUACCCGGUUCGGUUUCGAUAGGAUCCUCAUCGAUCAACCGAUGUACGAAGCGAACAUUUUCUAGUCGAAUGCGGAUGCGAAUGCGGACAAAUAAAAGAAUGGUUAAAAUUGA
Molecule: messenger RNA, 1872 nt
Organism: Anopheles aquasalis
Lineage: Eukaryota; Metazoa; Arthropoda; Insecta; Diptera; Culicidae
Gene: l(2)37Bb
Product: FAD-dependent oxidoreductase domain containing lethal (2) 37Bb
Biological process (GO): mitochondrial respiratory chain complex I assembly
Cellular component (GO): cytoplasm
Source: RefSeq, a predicted model, not a curated record